AAACUGCUGUCCCUACUGACUGCUUGAGGGAGGGAGGGGGGCUCUGGUUCCCUCGUGCUGGACAGAGUGGACGUCACCGAUUGUCAGGGUGUGGCUGAGGGAGAGUCGUGAGUGACUUUCGCCUUUCAUAGACUCGAUACAAAAUGUUGUACAGUCUCAACCCUUUGAGCACUAACGGCCCGAGUUUAACGGUGUUGUUUAGUUCUUGUAAGCAAGGGAGGUUUCUCGUGUUGUCAUGUGUGAGUCUGUUUUGUCCUGAUGUUAACUAUCUGGAAGUGGCGGGGAUAGCUGAUGUGCAGGGUUUCAGGGCUGUUUGGUUCUAUGAAAAGACUAGUUGAAGCCAAUUAUAUACUACCAUUGUAAAACGAAAAACGCAUGAUUAGGCUUAAGGUGUAAGAGAGCGAAGCUGGCAUAUCGUCCAAACAAAAAACAAAACAAAAAAAAACGUCUGCGUAACAUUUUUUAUUGCUAUUUGUAAAGAAAUAUACAUAUAUAAAUAAAUUGAUGUCAUAUUUAGGUUCGGGAAUUUUGUAUAAAUGUUGAGAAAAUGAAGGGAUCUUCCGGUUUAACAGACGUUGAAGUCGGUAGAAAAAUGGUAAUUGUUAUUAUUGCUUGGAAUUACUGAAAUAUACUUCGAAUUGCUGAGCAUCUGGUGAAGAGUCUUAGGUUACAUUUAGAAUUAUGCCUGUGGAAUCUCUUCUUUUUUUUGUCGGUAGGAGUAUGUAGCUUUUCUGUUGUACUGCGAGUUCUUCUGUUCUGAGCGUCAGUAGGGACAAAAAGGAAGCUAAAUCCUUGGAGAUACUAGUUAUUCCGCACGCGGUUAUGGUAUACUCUCUAGUGCUACCUGUAUCCGGGAAUACACAAGUGCAACGAGGAGAUGGAUUUACGGCAGCAGCCAGCCGGGGUAGGAACCCCAGUUAUCUCGUUGUUGAAGUUAAGGAACUUUUUCUUCGGACCCCAACGUGCUAAUGGCCCAGUCAGCACGCUGGAAGAGGGGCGGUCACCUCCAAUGGAAUCCCCUCAGAUGCAUAGCAUGUAUGGUAACCAUGGCAAUCGUAAUGGCGGUAGUCCUCCAGUGUCCAGUCCUAGUUCUGGUGGCUCCAUGUUAGUUGUACCACAGCCAAUCAACGCAGCCAUGAAAAACUCCGCCUCCAUCAAUGCGAACAACGCCACUACUAACGGAACAGGACGAAAAUACCAGUGUAAAAUGUGUCCUCAGAUUUUUGGUUCCAAGGCAGACUUGCAGCUACACACUCAGAUUCAUAUGCGUGAGGCCAAACCCUACAAGUGUUCCCAAUGCUCCAAGGCCUUUGCCAACUCUUCUUACCUGUCCCAGCACACGCGAAUCCACCUGGGGAUCAAGCCAUACCGCUGUGAGAUCUGCCAGCGAAAAUUCACUCAACUGUCCCACCUGCAACAGCACAUCCGGACCCACACCGGGGACAAGCCGUACAAGUGUCGUCAUCCUGGUUGCAACAAGGCCUUCAGUCAGCUUUCCAAUCUCCAAUCCCAUUCCCGUUGCCACCAAACUGACAAGCCCUACAAGUGUAACAGCUGCUACAAGUGUUUCACUGAUGAGACAAGUCUUCUGGAGCACAUCCCUAAACAUAAGGAAUCCAAACACCUGAAAACCCACAUCUGUCAAUACUGUGGAAAAUCCUACACCCAGGAAUCUUAUCUAGCCAAGCAUAUGCAGAAGCAUGCAGACAGGAUGGACAAGAGGUCUCAAAUGGUCCUCGGUAGCAACACCUCCACAACACCUCCGACGCCUGUGGCCCGGACUCACGUGGAUAACUUCUGGUCAAAAAACAUCGUUUCUUCGCCAGGACCAGAAAACACAUACUCAGAGAACUCUUCUGUAGGUCUUUCAGCCGCUGCAUCUGUGAUUGCUCAUCACAGUGCCCAUCCGCACGUCCAAGACACGUGCCUCCAGUCGCCCCUUGGAGACCAUCCUCGUCUUCAUCUAGCGUCCCGAGAUUUAGACCACAGGCAAUCUCUUGGAAGCGGAGGGAAUGGAAACACCACAUCCAACAACCACAAUCCACGUGAGCAUUCAGACAUGGUGCACACAGGUCACCUUGGAUCCCCUCAGCUUCAGUAUGAUGGCGGUGCAAUGUCUGUAUCUAAUAGCAAAACAACAUCAGCCUUCACCCCCAUCCAGUCUGGAAUGCUGCCAAUCUCUUCGGGAUCGCAGUUAUCUCUAGCAGGGUCAUCACGGUCAUAUUUCCCGUACGAACCUGUUAAUUUUCCCAAACCUUCUUCACAGAUGAGUUCCAUGGACCUAAAACCCGCUCAUAACUCGUUUCCCAAUCAAUUGAUCUCUUUACAUCAAAUAAGAAAUUACGCGUCCAUGCCAUCAAUGGCCGGAACAGAACAUCCGAUUACUCUCAAAGACAAGAGUCAACCAUAGUUGAUGGAAUUUACGUCUAUUGUGUGUAUUUUAAUUUUUUUUACACAUUUUACAGUAGACACCGUUUUUAAAAUUGUGGUAUAUGGUUGUUUUUUCUUCGAUUUGAAAACAAAAAAAAAACUUAUAGAAUGAGGUAAGGGUGGGUUAGUUUUAUCUCGUUAAAGACAAACCUUGAAGAUUGGAAUAAAUUGCCUGAUGUGCAAUAAGAGUACAUGGGCUUUGACACCGGUGAAGAAAUUCUUAUGUAGUUGGACGUGUCUGAACUGCUGUCUGGCUACAUAGUGGUAGACAGCAAGAUUGAAAACAAGAACAACAAAACUUCCGCUAAUAUAUCUUAGGAUUCUUAAGAAGAGAACUAGCAGGAAUGGUAUAUAAAGCAAACCGUGGGUUGAGCUUUCUGUUACUGUUAUUAAUUUUGGUACAAAACCUUAUUCCAGUUAAAGUUUGUUGCAGAACUCCAAAUUCAUGCUAGGAUUGUCCUCGCUGUAACAGAUGGACUUUUCUGUGUUCUGCUGUCAUGGUAACGUACUUCUGAUGAUAGACUAGUGUGUAUAUGAUUUGUAACCAUGGUAACUAGUUGAGCAAUAGAUGACAUCAUCUCAUAUUUGUGCCUUUUGAUAUAUAGUUUCAGUUUCACGUAAAGAUAUAUGUAUAACCAUAUAACCGUAUGCUUAACAAAGUUUAGAGUUAUAUAUAUAUAACAUAUGAAUUAAAACACUUCUUUUGUGUUAGUGUUACAGAGAGAAAAUGUAGGCCUAAGAAAGAGUCAGUUAUCAUAGCUUAUAAAGUGUCUGUUGUGAUAAUUAGCCCGUCAUUACUAUGGAACUAUUUUAUGCUUUGGUUAAAAAUACAUGUACAUAGAUACACACAUAAAACAAGUACCAGUGUUUACGUUAUUAAUAAACAUGGGAAAAAUGAGGUCAGGUAUAGUUACGAAACGUAAUAAGUUGAAGAAAGGUAACUGAUUGACCUUCGAAACAAAUCUGUCAUGAGAGAGGGGAGUUAAUAAAAAGAAAUUAUGAUAUUUGAGAUUAAAAAAAUAGUACAAGAUUCGCAAGAACCUUUCCUCAGAUAUCAGAUGAUACGUGUCUGAACAUUAUUUUCGUGUGAAAAAAAAAGUUAAGAUAACGGAAUUAGUAAAGUUCCGUGCGCAUCUUUAUUGCUCAAAACGGUUUACAUUUCAUAAGUCAAUUAUUUCUUGUAAUAUACAAACCAUCCCUUCUUUUGUAAUUAACACUAAAUAGUACUAGUUCAAGAGAAGUUUCUUGUGCCCUUUUCACAUUCUUUUUUUUAAACUGUACUUCACUAUUAUGUAACAUUACAUGUUUGUAUAAAAAAAGGUGUGUAUUUACGUGUUUUUGCUGCCAUAGUUACCGUAACAAUAGCGCACAUUGUAAGACGCCCCACGAGGAACUAAAUUGUGGUUUUUAAUUGUUGUAUUAGUUUUAAAACUAUUUAUGUUUUUUAAGUUUUUUUUUAGAGGCUUAAUAUACAUCAUAAGCAAACACUGCCUGCUUAUACAAGAAAAUCCGUUAAAUAAAACCUAAACCCUCAUAAAAGACGGCCCCCUUUCGGUAGCUCAGCGAUAAGUCUCAAGGCUUAUAACACUAAAAAUCGGGUUUCGAUACCCACGGAGGGCACAGUGCAGAUAGCCCAUUGUAUAGUUUUGUGUUUAAUUAAUAAUAAAGAAACAACAACAAAAAAGUCGUAAAAGAAAAGAACAUAUAUUUUUUAUGUAGGUGUCGUUUCUAUAGACAAAUCCCGGUUUUUUUCCAAGCGUUGAGUAAUUCGAUUUGUAAUUGUCAUAUUUAAAGUAUGUGAUUUGUUUUACAGUACUGCCAGUAAACUAAACUCGGUUAUCAUUAUACGUAUCCGUAAACAGAAAUGAUGUUGUUGGCUUAAUUCAGAUAUACCCCCCACUUUUUACACAUAUCUGCAUUAGAUUUAUUAUUUAAAUAAAUGCACGAUUUUAUCUGAGAGAUUAUAAGCUACAACACAACACACAUAAUGUAAUUUAAAAACCAAAUUUGCAAGGUUUUCUCUGCAGAGUGAGGAUCGCAUUUUUCAGGCAAAGAAGACAACUAUAUAAUCCUAUGAACGCUUGAGGACAUAAAAAAGAGGACUUUUUACAAAAUAUUAACUUACUUUAAACAGCUGAAAAUAAUUUGAUUUUAAUACUUAACGAAUAUUGAAAGUUUGAAUUCUAAAAAAAAAAAAAUUAAGUGACUGAAUGCGCAAGAUUACUUCAUUUAUAGCAAAAUGUUGCAAAAACAUUUUUAUACCAUCACCACCCAAUCCAACCACACACUUAUGACUGUAGCCUAUUAAUAUUUUAUUGCUUCCUACGUCUAUGUCACAGACAUAGACGAAAAAAAACAACUACUUUUGUACUAUAAUUUCCCCGAAAGGGGGCCGAAGGCCACCUGUUUUAAACACUCGCACCACAGUAGCGUGUUGUCUGUCAGUCAGUCAGUAGACACUAAAUUGACGUCACAUGAGGGACGAUUAACGUUGCAAUUUGUACUGUCGUGACGUCAGUAAAAUGUGCGCAUGUCAUGAAUCACAAGAAGAAUUACACACUCUGUACGCUACAACACAACAUGGCAUACGAACUUCAAAAGCAAGAAAUAACAAUGAUCGUUACUCAUAAUUUUGGUUUAAUUUACUCUUGAAACAGAACACUUUCGGGGAACCGGCGCAACUACAACUAGUAUAAUAUUCCUGAUGCGUGUAGCUUUAUUAUCUGAAUUUUUUCCACUAUUAUGAUAAUAUACAGCUUUAAAUGCAGGUAUUAAUUCCCGCUUUGUAGCCACUUCUGAUUGGUUGGGGCUACGUCACUAUAUCUUCUGGGUAGAUUUAAUUUAAAAACAUCAAAAGAUACAGAAUAUUUUCAAGUCUAUCUCGUACACAAUUAAGGAUUAGAAGUUAAUUUAUCUUUUGUUGUGAUCUACGAUUUACACGGGAGUGUGUCGAAGUGCAAUCUCUAGUUAGGCUAUAGUUACAGAUGUGAUCAAAGAAAUACGUACUUCGGGUUUCUCAAGUUCUAGUUUGUUUUUUUAACUUUUGGAGUAUGAAAUUUCUAUAGGACAUUCUCAAAUAAGCUGGAGCAAUGAAGAUAGUUUUCAUACUGUUAGUUGUUGUUUUCCUUUUAUUUUAACAUCAAAUUUUAGGACAUUUAUAACCUCAAAUGGGCCCGAAAAGUGUGGAAUAUUUUACCACCAAGAACAAAGGGUAUUUCUCCUUCAAACUACCCAGGGAUUACCAGAUUCAAAUAAUCAAUGAGGUACGAAAACACCUGGCACUGGGAGAGUUGUUUAUCUGUACACGUUACAACGAGAUAGAUAAACUUUAGGUAUUUCAGUACACAAAUCCUUAUACAGCUACACUGUGUUUUAAUCUCACAGUUUGUUGUAUAUCGUAAAAAUGAACUGUUUCGCCUUCUUAGCUUAGUAAGGGAAUGCAUUAUUGUAAAAGUUAUGCUUAGGUUUUAUGAAUGCAUAUUCUAUUAUGUUUGCCGGUUGUGUGUGUGUGUGUGUGUAAGGGAUGGGGAUCUGCGAUUUCACCCCCUCAAUUGUACCCAUAGGUAAAACGUAUUUACAAAGCGUAAACAAAUAACAAAAAAAAAAACUUCAGGCAACAUUGAAAUGCGCCAUUUUCAGCGAAAACAAACAAAUGUUUCCCCUUUCCUCCCCUAUAUAGAUUUCUGCUCCCCACCUCCUCCCGAGUUUUAGGGGUGGUUAAUAAAUCUUGAUAAAAGGGCUUGAAAUUUCUGAGGAUCUCCAUGUACACUUCAUCCCCCACGUAAUAAUUCUCUUGAAGAGAACGACUCUCAUAAAAUGGAAUGCAAAUAAGAAAAACCUACAGAACUACGAAAAGAUCAGUUAAUGAAGAAAAAAAAGGCUACGCUACACACAUUUACGUAUUUAGAUUGAUGCGUGUAUAUACAUAAACUUUUUAUAGGAACUUUCUUGUCAUAUGCGAUAAUAAUGGCGGCAGGAACUUCAAACCUUGAUAUUACAAUAUUCAAGUGACUGUUCACAUGCACCUUAAUCACGAAGAAAGGUUCCGCUUCAUUGGAAGGGGGGAUCUGUAUUCAUACACAUUUUACAGGUUAUGGAAAAUCUAACAUAACUAUGUUUAUAGUUUAUCGGAUUUUUAGUAUAUGGUUAACAGAUAACUAAAUACUGAAGAUAUUAAAAGUUAAUGAAGUCAUAAUAUUUAAUGGUAGACUUCGAAACAGCGAGGAUUUUACCUGCUUAAUUAAAGUUUGUGGGGAAAAAAAAACGUUCUGCACUGCUAUGACGUGUGUAUAUAUACGAAAAUUAAAAUCUAAACCGUUGAGGUGAUAAAUAUAAACAGUGUAUACAGUUAUCACUGUCUAAAAUUAUUUAGUUUUUGGGUGGCCCCCCGAGCAUCAAAUGCGUAGUAGCGUAGACUAUGCAGUUUACGUAUUGCACUGCGUGUGAAUAGUUUGAUUACAUAACUAAAUCGGUGGAUGAGAUGUGCAUGCGAUACUGUUAAACAAUGCGUUUGUUUGUUGUUGUUUAGUUGUUGUUGUUUUUUUGGGGGGAGGGGGGUCUUGUUUAUUAGUAAUUGCACAGAAAUGAUUUAUAGCUAUAAUAUAAACGUGGUUUUUGUUCCUUCACGUAGCAGUCUAAUUUUACACUCAUUUUUUGAAAGGUUCGUUUGUUUAGAACUAUUCUGAUUAGUGGUGUAAUCUUUGAUUUAAUUUCACAAAUGAUAGUACCAAAUCUGAUGUUAUCAAGAGGCUACACAUCAAGGAAAACAUCUGUCUUAGUUUCAGUUUCCAAGUGUUCACGUGAUCAGGCACCUACCUAAGCAUUAAAACCGUACUGCACGAUGUUUUAACCUGAAACUGAACAGCUUAAACGACAACCGAACAAAUCACCGUUUCUAAAAGAUAAUAUUGGAAUAGAUCAUCUAGUACCUGACUCAGUAACGAAAGAGUACAAGUAAAUCACUGUCAUCUUGUUACAAAGUAAUAUUGUUAUAUUUUUUCUACGACACUCGAUUAUCACUUUUUAAAUAUACCUGAACGUUUGUCUUUAAGAUUCCCUAAUUCAUUGUCAAAAAUAAUCUUAGGAGGAUAUUUCAUUUUUUGAAAAUUGCAUCACGUUAAUCAAGCCAUUGAAGAUAUUUUUUUAAACAAAUCUUGGUUCAGGAUGAAACAUAGAUGAAUGAACGGCAGCUACCUGUUGUAAAAACACGAGUGUAGAGGAUGACGUUUCGAAAGUCUUCCGCCUUUCGUCUUCACCUGAACACUUUCGAAACGUCGUCCUCUACACUUAUGUUUCUACAACAGGCAGCUGCCGUUCAUUCAUCUGUGUUUCGUCAGGAAUACUCUGUCUAAACAAUCUAUCACAGAAAAUUUUGGUUCAGUAUUUUCUUUUUCCAUGCUGUCAACAGAUGGCAUUUUACCUCAGUAUUUGUUAUAGAUUUUUAAAAACGAUUAGACAUUCACGUUUAGGUACAGAUAUCUUUGGUUUCAAUUGAAAUCUUCAAAUUAUUUACUAUGAGAAAAACGAACUGAAUGCCGUUAAUUUUAGUGCACCCUAUAUGUUAUGAUUCGGGUGCGUUAACACCUUCUGUUAUUUUUACCCUUUAAAUAUACCACUGGUAACGAAGAUCAUAUUUAAUUCUGUUUCUCCGAUUGGAGUAUUAGACAUCCUAAAACGUUUUUUUUUUAGGUUUGUUCUGAUUUUCCUUUGCAACAAAUGACUUUUGUAAGUAAAAUUAAGGCAUCUUUCAGGUAGCAAUUACACUAAAGCACCCAGUUUAUUUACACUCCCUUCUUUAUAUACCCCCAGUGGCACAGCGGUAUGUCUGUAGACUUUACAACGCUAGAAACCGGGUUUCCAUAUCCUUGGUGGUCAGGGCAUAGUGUAGCUUUGUGCUUAAUUAUAAACAAACACUUCUUUAUAUGGAAACAGUUUUUAUUCAUGCUUAGUUUAGAACCCAUUGAUAUUUUUAAUGUAGGAUAUUUGUUUAUCGCGGUAACAAAAAAAAGAAUAAGUUAUUUUACGAAAACUUGUAUGGAAAAUGGAAAAAAGUCUCGUGAUUAUCAUAUUAGAAAACUUACCCGUUUUAUUAUAUUUUUUUUAAGAGGUGUAAAAUUUGUUCCGAUUAAAAAAUGAAUUAAGAAGAGAACAGGAAGGAAACAAAAAAGGCUUAUCAUCCUUGUUGGGUGACGAACAUCAUAUUAAAAGACAGUUUUACAAUUUAACUAAUUGAGCUGAAAAGACAAUUUCUGGUAAUUAGGCUUUCCGACUAGCGGUGAUAACUGAUAUUAGUAGAAAAUAUCCAUACACUAAUUUCGAGGUGUGAUAUUACCUUCCACAACUGGUCAGAUUACCAACUUGCAAUCGUUGUAAUUUUACACGAAAGAAGUGUUAGAAAAUGAACUAUAUAAAGGUAGUGUUAGUUUUGUAGAUAUUGAAACAGUCACGUGAUCUUAACUUUCUUUAAAUUGUAUUUUACUUGCUUCAAAAUGUCAUUCCAUUAAGAAAACAUUAGCAUCGUAUUUCUAACAUUGUAAUUAUCUUUCCAAACUUAUAGUGAGUACCUGACUUAUCAAACACGGAUAUGACAAUGAUUGCUACAUUAUGUAACGUUCAGUAGUUAAAAGUAAUUCAGUAAAUGCGAGUCUAACCCUUUUUUUUUUGAUCAUCACAGGAUUAAUGUAAUUCAGAACUUUAUUCGAGCAAAAAGCUUAUAAGCAAAUUAGAAAACGGACUUCUUUAGUUUUCUGUAGUUUAGAACCCUACUUUAAAAACAAAUCAUCUAACUAGUUUAGGAUGUAGUUCGCUUGGAGUUUAAAAAAACGGCAGUUUUGAUUGAGAAAGUUCUUAAAAAUCCAUUUUAAAAUGCUAAAGUUGCAGAAGUCCCUAAAAUUAGCAAUGAAAUAAUUUGAUUUUUAUCUUCAAAUUGCAAGUAUCUUAUCGGUUUGAUCAAUCCUAUCGUAAACGGCAGCUUUAUCAUGGUUGACUCUUUCAAAACUUAAUCCAUACACUCUUAUCUGAAAGCAGAAAAUGGUGAGCAUGGAGCUUUUAUUUUUGCACUUGUAAGUCUACAUUAAAAAUCUUUUGUUAACUUUAGAUGAGAUAUAUUUAUAGCAGGUAAAAUUAAUCAUGAAUCUUACCAUCAUAUAUUGUGUAUGUAUUAUUAUUAUCCUCGGAAAACCUUAAAAUUAUCAACACAACUAUAUUACGUACACCCAUCCACCCAGUCAGAACAUGAGCAGUUUCACAAGCUUCGGUUUAAUAAGCCUUCACGAAACGGAGAAAUUAUUGAUUACGCUGCUUGUCCAAUAUUAGACGCUGUUCUUGUUCGUCAAUAAAUACACUCACAGUUUAUUUAAAGCACUCCGGAUUAUUACUCUUUUUACACGUUUUUUAUCUUUCUCCAAAUUUGACAGAGCAAAAACGAACUGAACCAAUUUGUAAAAAACAAAAAAAACAACAACAAACGUUAACUGAUAUUCUUGUAUUUCAGGGCUGGAGCGACACAUUAUCGCUUUGUUUUUUAAUAAUUCCUAAUGGUAAUUAUUGUUUUAAGUCGAAUUUCUUGCUCAAAGUAAGAUGAAGGGUAGAAAUGGCUAAAUGAACGCACUUAAAUAAAGCUGUGAUAACCGAAGAAAGGGUUUUCUAAUUACAAACACUGUCGAGUCAAAUGAAAUAUAAUGAUAUACUUUGCAUUCAUUAAAGCAGUAUUAGCUUCUAAAAAGCUACGGUUCUAUAUGGAGGUUAAAGGUCAUGUUUAAAGCUAUUAAAGGUCGUGUUUGAAGAUGGAAAAGUUUGAUGCUUUUUUGUACAAUAUAUUCUUAGUCUUUUUUGAGAUGAUUAGGAAACUUUUUAAUAUCCCGUGUGAAACAUUUAGAGAUGAUAAUUUUUAAAAAUCGACGGGUUUCGAACGUCGGUUAGUCAAGGGAGAAAAAUAAAAAAUGGCGUAACCCUUGAACGUCUUGAACUGAUUGACCCGUGUAAAUGCGUGUAGUUUUGUAUUAAAUCUGUUGUGUGUGUGUGUGUAGCAAUUGUCCGAACGACGACGCUUUCUUCCUGAAGAAAUAUGUCACUCUUUAUUGUUUUUGUUUUCUUAAAGAAAGAUCCAGUCAAAUUGUUAAAAGGCUUUGAAAGACUGGUUACCCUAUGGGGUGAGUGAAAUGCGCAUGUUGUGACGUAAUUUUAAUACUUGGUUCUAUUGUAAACUGAGCCAGUCAUGUUUGAAAUCUGUUGUUGUUUGUUUUUUUUUGUUUCAUUAACUUUUAUUCCUGGAAAAUGGCAACUGACAAAAAAAAAAGAGAGCUUUUCAAUGCCCUCUGGCGGACUUUCCGCUUAAUUCAAAUACCAAGAAAUAAAUUAAAAAACAAAAAUAGAACGGUUUUGUUGUAAGACAAGGUAUAUUGUUAACACAAUUAUUGUGUGAUCAUUUUGUCGCUGUAUACUGUCAGUGAAUCGCUUGUGUUGCUUUAAUAAAGUUAUGCUUUGGGAACCA
This is a messenger RNA of Limulus polyphemus (Atlantic horseshoe crab), 10921 nucleotides long. Its product is annotated as zinc finger protein rotund-like. The transcript has 4 exons. Gene Ontology annotation, molecular function: RNA polymerase II cis-regulatory region sequence-specific DNA binding; DNA-binding transcription factor activity. Bases 878 to 2410 code for a protein of 510 amino acids. The record is from RefSeq and is a predicted model, not a curated record. Gene Ontology annotation, cellular component: nucleus. Gene Ontology annotation, biological process: regulation of transcription by RNA polymerase II. NCBI's taxonomy places the organism in Eukaryota, Metazoa, Arthropoda, Merostomata, Xiphosura, Limulidae.